This is a messenger RNA of Penicillium angulare, 1419 nucleotides long. RefSeq lists its product as uncharacterized. The transcript has 6 exons. Gene Ontology annotation, molecular function: transmembrane transporter activity. Gene Ontology annotation, cellular component: membrane. Gene Ontology annotation, biological process: transmembrane transport. The record is from RefSeq and is a predicted model, not a curated record. Lineage: Eukaryota; Fungi; Ascomycota; Eurotiomycetes; Eurotiales; Aspergillaceae. Bases 1 to 1419 code for a protein of 472 amino acids.
AUGGGCAAUCCAGCGACACAAACAAUUCGAGUUGUCAAGCAAGCAGAUGAAGCGACGAAGUCUACUGACUCUGCCUCUGAAGAUGCAACUCAGCUACCUCCUCCACGACGAUCAUUUCGCUCAUUCAUUUGGGACACAGAUACGCAUCUAAAAUCGCCUGAGGAGCAACGUCUACUGCUGAAAAUUGACGCCGCGAUUCUCACCAUAGGAUGUUUAGGAUUUUUCAUGAAAUACCUUGACCAAGGCAACAUAACCAAUGCAUAUGUCUCGGGCAUGCAAGAAUCACUCUCCAUGUACGGAAAUCAAUAUACGUACGCUCAAACAGUGUAUACGGUCUCAUACGCAGUGAUGCAGAUCCCAAGUACAUUGAUCAUUCAGCGAAUAAGACCGAGUAUCUGGCUCGCAGCGAUGGAAGUAGGCUGGGCUACUUUUACUUUUGCGCAAGCUGGUAUGACGAAUGUGAGCCAGCUUUACGCAUUCCGGUUCUUGGUAGGCUUUUUUGAGAGUUCGUUCUUCCCUGUGUUACUUUAUCUUCUGGGGAGUUGGUAUACAAAAACCGAGCUGGCAAAGCGAGUCGCGCUAUUUCAUAUGACUGCUCCUCUGGGGACGGCCUUUAGUGGUUAUCUCCAGGCGGCCGUAUACAAAAAUUUGGAUGGGGCUCAUGGCCUUGCUGGGUGGAGAUGGUUGUACAUUAUUUGUGGGAUACACCACAUACAACUCGGGCUUGGUUCAUUACCAGUGAAGAGAAGAACUCGCCAUCGAAAGGGUACGGAAAGCUGGGAAGGCUCCGCCUGCGAAGAUAACAUUGGCCACGGUCAAGCGGACAUUUGGCUCUUGGAAGUGUUAUAUGGAGAGUCCUGUGGCGCUAGUAGCUACUUUGCGAUUUGGCUGAAGGCCGAGGGCUUCUCAGUUAGUGAUCGAAACGUUAUUCCAACCGGUACCUCGUUGAUCUCUGGAGGCUGUGUUGUCUUGUGGGGAUUCCUCUCGGAUUAUACGGGAAGCAGAUUUGCAUGGGUGCUUAUACCUUUGAUCCUUACACUCUUACCAAACGGUAUUCUCGCUGCUUGGCCAUCAAGUGUCCCUUUGAAAGAAUUCGCUUUCUUGACCUGCAAUAUUCAACUGAUGACUGCCGUAUUUUAUUCGUGGGCAAACGAAAUCUGCGCCGAUAAUAAUGAAGCGAGAGCAUUCACUAUUAGCAGUAUGAAUGGUUUCCAGUACGCGGUAGCUGCCUGGUUGCCUAUUCUCAUUUUUCCUCAGACGAUGGCUCCAAAUUUCCGAUACGGUUUUCCCACCACAUUCGCGUUGGUAAUUGCGGCAAUUGUAGGUGUUAUUGCCAUUCAAUUGUUUGUUCUGCGGGAUAGGCGCAAGGGAAAACGAAGCACUCCAGCGAAUGAAGAUGAAAGCUGGACGGAGGCCUGA